UGGCUUAGUCGCUCUUCUGCGCCGAAGCCUCGUAUCAGUCGACCUGCAGACUUUCGCGUGCGCGGUGGUGCGAACUAAUUAUAUAGCGAGCAUACUAUAUAUUGUAGGAAAGAGCAAACAAACAAACAGAUCGAGAAAUUCGCUUGGGAUUAGGGCGCGACUUGUUGACAGUUUGCAGUCAUGUGAAAUGGUUCAAUUAGUGCAACAACAAUAAGACAGAAAGAAACCGUCUUUGAUUUACAUAAUUAACAAGUGCGGUGCGAACGGAGAACGGAGCGUUGAUUUCGAGAAAUCCCCCGCGCUUCAGAACAAGCUGAACGAGAAUCGAAAUAUAUUCCGUUAACGGAACCGAUCGUCGAAACCGCUACGACGAGAGACCAAAAGGCUCAUUAAGUUUACAUGCAUUGAAUUGCAUAACCAGCGGGCAGAUGAAGAUGAUGCUCCACUUACGUCACUGGACACUCGUGCUGGCCGUUGCUUCCUGCCUGGCCAUCGCCACAGCAACAACAUCAAAGACACCAGCAGCAGCAGCAGCAGCAGCAGCAACAAAUGCAACAGCAACAUCAGCGACACCAGCAACAUCAACAUCAUCGUUUUUAUCCUCGAUUCCGGGCAAAUAUCAAGCAUUGGGUGCAGCCCACCAUCAGGCGAAGAAGCUGAAAAUCGGAGCCGUCAACGCUUCCUCCUCGGAUGCCAAUGGCCAUAAACCUGUAUUCCGGCAAAAUCCGAUCAAGAAUUGGUUCGGUGCCUUCAAUCGCAAUAAUUCGCCGGCAGCUCAGAACCAAACAUCGCCGACAUGUUCCUGCAGAUGCGGCGAGCGCAACGAUGAAUCGCGAAUUGUGGGCGGCACGACGACGGGUGUGAGCGAAUAUCCGUGGAUGGCGCGGCUGAGCUACUUCAACAGGUUCUACUGUGGCGGGACGCUGAUCAACGAUCGCUACGUGCUAACGGCGGCCCAUUGCGUCAAGGGAUUCAUGUGGUUCAUGAUCAAGGUGACCUUCGGGGAGCACGAUCGCUGCAACGACAAGGAGCGCCCGGAAACGCGCUUCGUACUGCGCGCCUUCAGCCAGAAGUUCAGCUUCUCGAACUUCGACAACGAUAUAGCCCUGCUGCGACUGAACGAUCGGGUGCCGAUAACCAGCUUUAUCAGGCCGAUCUGCUUGCCGCGGGUGGAGGAGCGUCAGGAUUUGUUUGUCGGCACCAAGGCAAUUGCCACCGGUUGGGGAACCCUCAAGGAGGACGGCAAACCCUCGUGUCUGCUGCAGGAGGUCGAGGUGCCCGUUCUCGACAACGAGGAGUGCGUGGCCCAGACGAACUACACCCAGAAGAUGAUCACCAAGAACAUGAUGUGCUCGGGUUAUCCGGGAGUUGGUGGGCGGGACAGUUGUCAAGGCGACUCCGGCGGUCCGCUGGUUAGACUCCGGCCGGAUGACAAGCGCUUCGAACAGAUCGGAAUUGUUUCCUGGGGCAAUGGUUGUGCCAGACCCAAUUAUCCCGGGGUCUACACUCGGGUCACAAAGUAUCUGGACUGGAUUGUGGAGAACUCGCGGGACGGUUGCUUCUGCGACGAGGAUUACUGAUACAGAGAGUGCUCAAAGCGGUGGACAAUUCUUUGCCCUAGUUGUAGUGAAAAACCCUUAGUAGUUUAGCUCAUAUUAUGUACUUUUAUACUAAAACAACUGAAUAAAGUUAAACAAUGCAGUAGGUUAGAUAUGCAAAAA
This is a messenger RNA of Drosophila ficusphila, 1721 nucleotides long. Its product is annotated as trypsin-7. Gene Ontology annotation, molecular function: serine-type endopeptidase activity. The transcript is spliced from 2 exons. NCBI's taxonomy places the organism in Eukaryota, Metazoa, Arthropoda, Insecta, Diptera, Drosophilidae. Bases 429 to 1580 code for a protein of 383 amino acids. The record is from RefSeq and is a predicted model, not a curated record. Gene Ontology annotation, biological process: proteolysis.